GGCAGUUUCCGUGAGUGCCGGGUGCCAGCUCGGGAAGCUCCGACAUCGCUCGGCAGUUUCCGUGAGUGCCGGGUGCCGGCUCGGGAAGCUCCGACCCCACUCGGCAGUUUCCGUGAGUGCCGGGUGAUGGUUCGGGCCCACUCGGCUGGUUCCGCCGUUCCUUGUUGUGGCCCGGCCGUGUCUCUCCCCCAGCCUCGCCGGCCCCGCCACCCCCCCGGCGAUGGCGGCCUUCGGGAUCCUGAGCUACGAGCACCGGCCCCUGAAGCGGCCGCGCCUGGGGCCGCCCGACGUCUACCCGCAGGACCCCAAGCAGAAGGAGGAUGAGCUCACCGCUUUAAAUGUGAAGCAGGGUUUCAAUAAUCAGCCAGCAGUCUCUGGAGAUGAACAUGGUACUGCCAAAAAUGUCAACUUUAAUCCAGCUAAGAUUAGUUCAAAUUUUAGCAGCAUUAUUGCAGAGAAGCUGCGCCUCAACACGCUGCCUGACACGGGAAGACGGAAACCUCAGGUGAACCAGAAGGAUAACUUCUGGCUGGUGACGGCACGCUCUCAGAGUGCCAUAAACAACUGGUUCACAGAUCUGUCUGGAACUAAGCCCCUGACUCACCUGGCUAAAAAGGUACCCAUCUUUAGUAAGAAGGAAGAGGUCUUUGGUUACUUGGCAAAAUACACUGUUCCAGUGAUGAGAGCAGCCUGGCUGAUCAAAAUGACUUGCGCCUACUAUGCUGCCAUCACAGAAACUAAGGUGAAAAAACGGCACGUCAUUGAUCCCUUUAUUGAGUGGACACAGAUCAUCACCAAAUACCUGUCAGAGCAGCUGCAGAAGAUUUCUGAGUUCUAUAGGCAGCUCUCUGGGCAGGGUUGUGGUUCACCAUCUGGGCCCAUGCCGCAGGAAGUGGAGCACGCUUUGAAACAAUGGGACUACAAUGAGAAACUGGCUAUGUUCAUGUUCCAGGACGGGAUGCUGGACAGACACGAAUUCCUUACCUGGGUGCUUGAAUGCUUUGAGAAGAUACGGCCAGGAGAAGAUGAAUUGUUGAAAUUGCUCUUACCUCUGCUGCUGCGGUACUCUGGAGAGUUCGUGCAGUCUGCAUACCUGUCCAGGCGCUUGGCCUACUUCUGUACCCGCAGGCUUGCCAUGCAGCUGGACGGCACGGGUGGGCACCUGCCCCACAUCCUAUCCGCACAGACGGGAGCUGCCCUCCCUUCAACACCCGCCCCUCAACCGGCUGCAGGAAAUCCUCCCCCUAGUCCCUUCAGUGACUUGCUGCUCUGUCCCCAACACCGCCCGGUGGUAUUUGGGCUCAGCUGUAUUCUACAGAGUAUCAUCCUGUGCUGCCCAAGUGCUCUGGUCUGGCAUUACUCCUUGACUGACAGCAGGAUAAAGACUGGCUCUCCACUGGACCAUCUGCCUAUUGCCCCCUCCAACCUGCCCAUGCCUGGGGGGAACUCGGCCUUCACCCAGCAGGUUCGGGCGAAGCUCCGUGAGAUUGAGCAGCAGAUAAAGGAGCGUGGCCAGGCUGUUGAGGUCCGCUGGUCAUUUGACAAGUGCCAGGAAACCACUGCAGGGUUCACUAUCGGCCGGGUUCUGCACACUUUGGAAGUUCUGGACAGUCACAGCUUUGAGAGAUCUGACUUCAGCAACUCUUUGGAUUCCCUGUACAACAGGAUAUUUGGGCUGGGACCAAGCAAAGACAGUCAUGAGAUCUCCCCAGAUGAUGACGCAGUGGUGGCCUUGCUGUGUGAGUGGGCUGUGAGCUGUAAGCGCUCUGGCCGCCACAGGGCUAUGGUUGUGGCUAAACUGCUGGAAAAACGGCAAGCGGAGAUAGAGGCCGAGAGAUGUGGGGACUCUGAAGUUGUGGAUGAGAAAGGCUCCAUCUCCUCAGGUUCCCUCUCAGCAGCCAGCACGCCUGUCUUCCAGGACGUCCUCAUGCAGUUCCUCGACACUCAGGCUCCUGUGCUAACGGACCCAGGGAAUGAAAGUGAGAAGGUGGAGUUCUUCAACCUGGUGCUGCUGUUCUGUGAGCUGAUUCGACAUGACGUCUUCUCUCACAACAUCUAUAUGUGCACACUCAUCUCCCGGGGUGACCUGGCCAUGGACUCGCAUGGGCCCCGCCCUCCCUCGCCCUUUGAUGACCCCGCCGAGGAGCAUGACAGAAAGGAGGGGAUGGGCAACAGUGGCAUCAAGCUGGAGGACACCGGCCUCUCGGAGUCCAUGGAUAUUGAUCAUAGCUCCAGCGUACUGUUUGAUGACAUGGAGAAGACUGAUUUCUCGAUGUUCUCUCCUCCAAUGCACUGUGAGUCUAAGGCCAGCCCUUCCCCUGAGAAACCAGACCCUGAGAAGGACGCAAAGCCUCUGCUAAAGGAAAAGGCUGCAGAAGGAACACUAGCAUCCCUGUACGACCAGCCCCGACACAUCCAGUAUGCCACACACUUUCCUAUCCCUCAGGAGGAAUCAUGCAGUCACGAAUGUAACCAGCGGCUGGUGGUUCUGUUUGGGGUUGGGAAACAGCGAGAUGAUGCCCGACAUACCAUCAAGAAGAUAACCAAAGACAUUCUGAAGGUGUUAAACAGGAAGAGCACAGCGGAGACAGGUGGAGAGGAAGGCCAGAAGAGGAAGAGGAGCAAGCCAGAGGCAUUCCCAACAGCUGAGGAUAUCUUUGCUAAAUUCCAACACCUUUCUCACUUUGAUCAGCACCAGGUCACCUCUCAGGUAUCUCGCAAUGUCUUGGAACAGAUCACCAGCUUUGCCUUAGGGAUGUCAUACCAUCUGCCUCUGGUGCAGCACGUGCAGUUCAUCUUUGACCUGAUGGAGUAUUCACUCAACAUCAGUGGUCUCAUUGACUUCGCUAUCCAGUUGCUGAACGAGCUGAGUGUGGUGGAGGCAGAGCUGCUGUUGAAAUCUUCCGACCUAGUUGGCAGCUACACCACCAGCCUGUGCCUGUGCAUCGUGGCUGUGCUGCGGCACUACCACUCCUGCCUUAUCCUGAACCAAGACCAGAUGGCCCAGGUCUUCGAAGGUCUGUGUGGGGUGGUGAAACAUGGCAUGAACCGCUCCGAUGGCUCCUCAGCAGAGCGCUGUAUCCUGGCCUACCUCUACGACCUAUACACCUCCUGCAGUCACCUCAAGAGUAAAUUUGGGGAGCUCUUUAGUGACUUCUGCUCCAAGGUGAAGAACACAAUCUACUGCAAUGUGGAGCCCUCUGAUUCUAACAUGCUAUGGGAGCCCGAGUUCAUGAUCGACACCAUCGAGAAUCCAUCUGCGCACAACUUCACCUACACCAACUUGGGCAAGAGCCUCAAUGACAACCCGGCCAACCGCUACAGCUUUGUGUGCAAUGCACUCAUGCACGUGUGCGUGGGACACCAUGACCCAGACCGAGUCAAUGAUAUAGCUAUCCUGUGUGCUGAGCUGACUGGUUACUGCAAGUCCCUGAGUGCCGAGUGGCUGGGCGUGCUCAAGGCUUUGUGCUGCUCCUCCAACAAUGGGACUUGUGGCUUCAACGACCUCCUCUGCAAUGUUGAUGUGAGCGACUUAUCUUUCCAUGACUCCUUGGCCACCUUUGUUGCCAUUCUCAUUGCCCGUCAGUGCUUGCUGUUGGAGGACCUGAUUCGCUGUGCAGCCAUCCCCUCACUCCUCAAUGCUGCCUGCAGUGAACAGGAUUCGGAACCGGGGGCCCGUCUGACCUGUCGGAUUUUGCUACACCUGUUUAAGACACCACAGCUGAACCCAUGCCAGCAGGAUGGCAAUAAGCCCACAGUGGGAAUUCGUUCCUCCUGUGACCGCCACUUGCUGGCUGCUUCCCAGAACCGAAUUGUGGAUGGAGCAGUCUUUGCAGUGCUGAAGGCUGUCUUUGUGCUGGGAGAUGCAGAGCUGAAAGGCUCUGGCUUUUCCCACCCUGGAGGGGUGGAUGACCUUAUGGAAGAUGAGCUGGGUGCCAAGAAGUCUGCUGGCCGGACAGUGUCCAUAGAGACGGCCAGCCUGGAUAUUUAUGCCAAGUAUGUCCUGAGGAGUAUCUGUCAGCAGGAGUGGGUGGGUGAACGAUGUCUGAAGUCCCUCUGUGAAGACAGCAAUGAUUUGCAGGAUCCCGUUCUGAGCAGCACCCAGGCCCAGAGGCUGAUGCAGCUGAUCUGUUACCCACAUCGAUUGCUGGACAAUGAGGAGGGAGAGAAUCCGCAGCGACAGAGGAUUAAACGCAUCCUACAGAACUUGGACCAAUGGACAAUGAGGCAGUCCUCGUUGGAGCUGCAGCUCAUGAUUAAGCAGACAGCAAACAAUGAGAUGAAUUCCUUGUUAGAAAACAUUGCCAAGGCCACCAUUGAGGUGUUCCAGCAGUCAGCAGAGACCAGCUCCGCUAACUGCACUGGAACUGGAGUCAACAGCCUCAGCACUGCGCCUGUGAGCACUGCAUCUGCCAGCAACAAAGCCAAACCCAUCCUCAGUUCCUUGGAGAGGUCAGGAGUGUGGCUGGUGGCCCCACUUAUCGCCAAGCUGCCCACAUCGGUGCAGGGCCAUGUACUUAAAGCUGCUGGAGAAGAGCUAGAGAAAGGACAGCACCUGGGGUCAUCGUCCCGCAAGGAGCGAGAUCGCCAGAAGCAGAAGAGCAUGUCCCUCCUGAGCCAGCAGCCCUUCCUGUCGCUGGUGCUGACGUGUUUAAAAGGACAGGAUGAGCAGCGAGAAGGCCUUCUUACCUCACUCUACAGCCAGGUCCAGCAGAUUGUUACAAACUGGCGGGAAGAUCAGUACCAGGAUGACUGCAAAGCCAAACAGCUGAUGCAUGAGGCCUUGAAACUGCGACUGAAUCUGGUGGGGGGGAUGUUUGACACAGUUCAGCGCAGCACACAGCAGACAACAGAGUGGGCGGUGCUUCUCCUGGACAUCAUCAGCAGUGGAACUGUCGACAUGCAGUCAAACAACGAGCUCUUCACCACAGUGCUGGACAUGCUGAGUGUGCUCAUCAAUGGCACCCUGGCUGCGGACAUGUCCAGCAUUUCUCAGGGCAGCAUGGAGGAGAACAAGCGAGCAUACAUGAACCUGGUCAAGAAACUCAGGAAGGAGUUGGGCGACCGACAAUCUGACAGCCUGGAGAAAGUGCGACAGCUACUUCCUCUUCCCAAGCAGACUCGGGACGUCAUUACCUGCGAACCUCAGGGAUCUCUCAUUGACACCAAAGGCAACAAGAUUGCUGGCUUUGACUCUAUUUUCAAGAAGGAGGGUUUGCAAGUCUCCACGAAGCAGAAGAUUUCCCCCUGGGAUCUGUUUGAGGGCCUGAAGCACUCAGCACCCCUCUCUUGGGGCUGGUUUGGGACUGUGCGGGUGGAUCGUAAGGUGUCCAGGUUCGAGGAGCAGCAGAGGCUUCUGCUGUAUCAUACACACCUGAAACCCAAGCCCCGCAGCUACUACUUGGAGCCACUGCCACUGCCUCCUGAGGAGGAGGAGCCCCCUACACCUGUGGCCCUAGAGCCAGAGAAGAAGGUCGUAGAGCCAGCCAAGGCUGAUAAAACCAGCUCCAAUCCUACCACCUCCACUGAGGAGCGCAAGAAGAAACCGAGCAAGAGCAAGAAACGCAACCAGCCUGCCAACAAAAGCGAGGAUUUUGUGUUGGGCCCUAGCCGAGGAGUCUCCUAUGGAGUGGGCAUGCCUGCAGACCUCAUGCAUCAUCAGGCUGGGAAUUCCAUGUCUAGACUGGUAUAUGGGCAGUCGCCAGUGGGUCUCUAUGCCCAGAAUCAGCCUCUGCCAGCAGGUGGCCCUCGGCUGGAUACCUCAUACAGACCAGUACGCGUGCCUCUGGGAAAGCUGGUGCAGAGUCGGCCCUCCUACAGUGGGGUGCUGCCUUCGGGGAUGAGUGGCAUGAUGGGAAUUGACACUUCCUACAAGCCAGCAGUCUACAGACAGCAGCCUCCAGUUUCCCAAGGGCAGCUGCUCCGCCAGCAACUUCAGGCUAAGCUGCAGGGCCAGGGAAUGCUGGGGCAGCCGCCAGUGCGUCACAUGACCCCUACCCCUUCCUAUGGAGCCCUGCAGCCUUCCCAGGGUUACACACCUUACGUCUCCCAUAUAGGCCUGCAGCAGCAUCCCCCUCAGUCCAGUACAAUGGUACCUCCCAACUAUUCCAGCCAGCCCUACCAGAAUUCCCAUCCCAGCUCAAACCCAGCUCUCGUGGAUCCUGUCAGACAGAUGCAGCAGAGACCAAGUGGCUAUGUGCAUCAGCAGGCCCCCGGCUAUGGCCACGCCCUGGGCAACACACAGAGGUUUCCUCAUCAGUCGAUACAGCAAGCGCCUAUGAUGAGCGGGAUGAAUCAUAUGAGUGCACAAGGGGUUCCAUCAGGAAUCCGACCCAGUCAGAUAUUACCUGAUCAGCAGCAGCAGCAGCAGCAGUACCUGAGGCAGCAGCAGCAGCAGCAGCAACAGCAGCAGAUGCUGAGGCAGCAGCAGCAGCAGCAACAACAGCAGCAGCAACAACAGCAACAGCAGCAGCAACAGCAGCAACAGGCACCACCACAGCAACAGCCACAGGUGUCCACAGUCCCUCAGCCACAAGCCCAGAGCCAGCCUCCUGGCCUGGGGAUGCAGACUCUUCCUCCUCAACAGCCCAUUUUCCAGCGCCAGGGUCUCCAGCAGACACAGCAGCAGCAGCAAACAGCUGCCCUGGUCCGACAGCUUCAGCAGCAACUCUCUAAUACACAGCCACAGCAGAACAGCAACCCAUUUGGACGCUACUGAGUCAUGGCACUUGGGCCCGAUCCAGAGGGAGACAUCACUGUGGACUGGAUACAGCCUCCCCCAGUGGGGGCUGUUCCCAACCCCUCUGUCCCUGGGACACCUGCACAGACGCCAUGUUCUGCAGCUGCCCUUCUUGGAGGGGAGGGAGUGAUUUUUAUCAUACAGAGAAAAUGUUUUUACUCCGGUUUCUACAAAGGUUUAUGGAGAUCCCGUGUGAUUGGUAGUCUCCCCUCCCCCUUUGGUUUCAGUUUUUACUAAGUUUUUAGUAUUUUUGUUAAAAUAAUGAUUAAGACAUUGUAAGAUUUUGUACUUUAUUUAUACCAGAUGAAACCCUGUAUGGCAGACGUCCUCAGACAAAUACAGAGAGCUUACUUUGCGAAA
Molecule: messenger RNA, 7099 nt
Organism: Mauremys reevesii (Reeves's turtle)
Lineage: Eukaryota; Metazoa; Chordata; Testudines; Geoemydidae
Gene: MED12
Product: mediator complex subunit 12
Exons: 44
Coding region: 221-6718 (2165 amino acids)
Biological process (GO): regulation of transcription by RNA polymerase II
Cellular component (GO): mediator complex
Molecular function (GO): beta-catenin binding; transcription coactivator activity
Source: RefSeq, a predicted model, not a curated record